Messenger RNA from Tyto alba (common barn owl), 2105 nucleotides. RefSeq names its product nuclear receptor subfamily 2 group E member 3 (gene NR2E3). The record is from RefSeq and is a predicted model, not a curated record. Bases 184 to 1404 code for a protein of 406 amino acids. Gene Ontology annotation, molecular function: nuclear receptor activity; zinc ion binding; RNA polymerase II cis-regulatory region sequence-specific DNA binding. NCBI's taxonomy places the organism in Eukaryota, Metazoa, Chordata, Aves, Strigiformes, Tytonidae. The transcript is spliced from 8 exons. Gene Ontology annotation, biological process: negative regulation of transcription by RNA polymerase II; positive regulation of transcription by RNA polymerase II; cell differentiation.
GGGUGACAAAGAGGCGGCUGCUUACACAGCGCCCACCACUAAGCUGCCUUGAAGAGAGUAAGGCAAGAGCCCCGCUGCCUGCAGAGCUGCCGGAGCACCCACCACCUCACCAGACCCCGGGGCACCCACCGCGGUGGAACCGGAGGGAGGGGAGAGGGAGAGGUUGGGAACGUCGGGUACGGGAUGGCUGCGUCACCGGCGGGGUCGGUGGUGAGCGCCGGGCUGGAUGAUAGCCCCACGGGGCUGAGCCCAGCCCCUGGCAAGGCGCUGAGCCCCGUGCUGCUGUGCAAGGUGUGCGGGGACACCAGCAGCGGGAAGCACUACGGCAUCUACGCCUGCAACGGCUGCAGCGGCUUCUUCAAGCGCAGCGUCCGCAGGAAGCUCAUCUACAGGUGCCAGGCGGGGACAGGGCUGUGCCCAGUGGACAAGGCGCACCGCAACCAGUGCCAGGCCUGCCGGCUCAAGAAGUGCCUGCAAGCCGGCAUGAACAAGGACGCCGUGCAGAACGAACGCCAACCCCGCAGCACGGCCCAGGUCCGGCUGGACAGCAUCGAGCUGGACACCGAGCUGGCCCCGGAACACGUGGCCACCACCCGGGAGGUUCCCCCCACCCCCUGCCCAGCUCCCCGUGGCCCCGGUGCCACCGUCGCCGUCACCCCGGGUCCCCGAGCGCCCACGCCGCCCACCAACCAUCGCUUCAUGGCCAGCCUGAUGACGGCUGAGACCUGUGCCAAGCUGGAGCCCGAGGACGCCGAUGAGACGGUGGACGUGACGGGCAGCGAGCCAGAGCGGGUGGCCGGCGAGUACCAGGUGGCACCCUACCCGGUGGCCAGCCCUGAAAACGUCUACGAGACCUCGGCGCGUCUCCUCUUCAUGGCCGUGAAAUGGGCCAAAAACCUGCCCGUCUUCUCCAACCUGCCCUUCCGCGACCAGGUGAUCCUGCUGGAGGAAGCGUGGAGCGAGCUCUUCCUGCUCUGUGCCAUCCAGUGGUCCAUGCCCCUGGAGAGCUGCCCGCUGCUGGCUGUCCCCGAGCCAGCCCCCGGCAAGCUGCUGCCGGCCGCCCUGGACGUCCGGGUGCUGCAGGAGACCCUUGGCCGCUUCAAGGCGUUGGCCGUCGACCCCACCGAAUUCGCCUGCAUGAAGGCCGUGGUGCUCUUCAAACCAGAGACCCGCGGCCUGAAGGACCCCGAGCAGGUGGAGAACUUGCAGGAUCAGUCACAAGUGAUGCUGGGCCAGCACAACCGUUCUCACUACCCCGGGCAACCCGUCAGGUUUGGGAAGCUGCUGCUGCUCCUCCCGGCGCUGCGCUUCAUCUCCUCCGAGCGCGUGGAGCUGCUCUUCUUCCGCCGGACCAUCGGCAACACCCCCAUGGAGAAGCUGCUGUGCGACAUGUUCAAGAACUGAACCCCCCUGCCCCGAUGUCACCUGGCUUGUUUGGCACCUUGCAUUGGCACCUUGUCACCCCCCCACCCCCCCCACCCCCCCCCCAGCUCUCCUAGCCCCGGGAUGCUGCAGGGUGUGAAGGUGCCCACGGUCCCGUCUCCAGGGUGGUGGCCGGGACUAUGGGACGCUGCUGGCAGCUGGGACACGGGACCAGCUUCACUGGGGACACUGGUGGCAGGGGGAUGUCCCCACGCGAGUGCCAGACGCACCUUAUUGGGGUGGGUGCCUCAAUCCCAAACAGUGGAGGAACCCACGGACCCAGGCAAGGGGCCCCGGCACCCGUGGGGGACCCACUGCCACCCAGGGGUGACACCAGCCUGGGGGGUGACACUGGCCACAGGGGCUUUGGCCACCCUGGGGUUGACACUGGCCCAGGGGUGAUGCUGCCAGCCUGGGGGUGACAUUGGCUGGAAGGGUGACACUGGCCUGGGGUGGGGGGGGGGGGGGUGUGACGCCAUCCUGGGGCUGGGGGCCCCCCGCAGCCGCAAUCACUGCCCCUCACUCGCAGGCCCUGCCCCCCCCCCCCCCCCCAUGACUUCAGCUCCGUGAUCCCGGGGGACGCGCAGUGACAGACCCUUGUCCCCGGGUCCCGAGGGGCUCCCGCUCUCCCCCCACCCUCCGGCCCCCCAGUUUUAUACUCCAAAUAAAGAGGGCUUUUGCAG